Aedes albopictus (Asian tiger mosquito) is the source of this 1563-nucleotide messenger RNA. RefSeq names its product mitochondrial tRNA-specific 2-thiouridylase 1. The transcript has 3 exons. Gene Ontology annotation, biological process: tRNA wobble position uridine thiolation. The record is from RefSeq and is a predicted model, not a curated record. Gene Ontology annotation, cellular component: mitochondrion. Bases 408 to 1541 code for a protein of 377 amino acids. Gene Ontology annotation, molecular function: sulfurtransferase activity. Lineage: Eukaryota; Metazoa; Arthropoda; Insecta; Diptera; Culicidae.
AUAGUGGUUUCGCAGCGCGGUUUCACGAACACUAAUGCAAAUCUACUGGUUGAAAAUAUGCCCAUUUGAUUUUGCUGGGAACAGCUGAUCUUUGUUUACUAUUUUCAACCAGUAACUCAAGUGGUGUUCGUGUAAUGCAGCGUGUACGUACACGCAACACUACUAAAAGCAGAAACCACUAUGCUUCGACCGUCCUGGGCGGGUGGAUGUCAAAAGGCAUAACGGUAGUAUGUUUUGUUUAUGAAUGAAAUUCGCGAGUUUGAUGAAUGGGAUUCACGUUGUGUAACAUUGUACACGCUAGCGUAUACGCAAAGUACCGGUAGGUACGUGCUGAUCUGAAAAUAACUGUUAUUGUAGUAUUUUUGUAUUUUGGGCAGUAGUUUUCUGAUCAUUAAUGAAAAUCAGCAAUGUUCAAACGAGUUGUGGUCGGAGUUUCCGGUGGAGUGGAUAGCGCCGUCACGGCUUACAUGCUGAAACAGAAAGGAUUCGACGUCCGGGGCGCAUUUAUGAAAAACUGGGAUCUGAUCGAUGAGUCCGGUUAUUGUUCCGGCGAGCAAGACUGGUUGGACGCCCAGAAGCUCUGCCGUCAGCUCCGGAUUCCCCUCGAGGAGACCAACUUCGUCAAAGACUACUGGCUCGAAGUGUUUGGGAGCUUCCUCAAGGACUACGAAAAGGGAGUAACACCCAACCCGGAUAUCCUCUGCAAUCGUCACAUCAAGUUCAAUCUGUUCUACAAGUAUGCCCGCGAGAAGAUGGGAGCCGAUGCGAUAGCAACCGGUCACUACGCUCGUACCAACUUCGGGCCAUUUUUGGAGCAAUACGAUGACCGUGCACCAAUACGGUUGCUGGCCGGUGUAGACGACAUCAAGGAUCAGACGUUUUUCCUGUCGCAGAUUAGUGCAGACGCGUUGCGAAGGACCAUGUUCCCGAUCGGUGCCAUGACCAAGGCGCAGGUAAAACGGUAUGCGGCCGAUGUGGGAUUGGAGGCGUUCGCGCGGAAGAAGGAAAGUAUGGGUAUUUGCUUUGUGGGGAAGAGGAGCUUUCAGGACUUCAUCGGAGAGUAUAUUGAAACGAAGCCGGGAGAUUUCGUGGACUUUGAUACGGGGAAGGUGGUGGGGAUGCACAAAGGGCUUCACCAUUGGACAGUGGGUCAGAAGGCGAAGAUUGGUGGUUGCUUGCAGCCGUAUUUUGUGUUUCAGAAGGAUGUGGACAGGAAUGUGAUCUUUGUGGUUUCGGGAACAGAUCAUCCGUUGCUGGUGACGGAUAUGGUGUACGUGGAGAAUCCGGUGUGGAUUAAUAAACCUGAGAGGUUGAGUGAUGGGGUAUUACGGUGCCUGUUUAGGUUUCAACACACAAAACCCUUGGUACAUUGUAGUUUAAUUGAGUCGAGUGAAGACGGGAGCAGGAUGUUUGUAAAGCUGGACGAACCGCUGCGAGCGAUAACACCAGGUCAGUAUGCUGUGUUCUACAAGGACGAGGAAUGUUUCGGUAGUGCUAGGAUUGUAAAACCUGGACCGUCGAUUGUGUACUGCCAACGGUAACAUUUAGGCUGUUUUCUGUAUA